Nothoprocta perdicaria is the source of this 6040-nucleotide messenger RNA. It is a transcript of the gene ARHGEF28, whose product is annotated as Rho guanine nucleotide exchange factor 28. Gene Ontology annotation, biological process: cell morphogenesis; regulation of Rho protein signal transduction. Lineage: Eukaryota; Metazoa; Chordata; Aves; Tinamiformes; Tinamidae. The transcript has 37 exons. The record is from RefSeq and is a predicted model, not a curated record. Gene Ontology annotation, molecular function: guanyl-nucleotide exchange factor activity. The coding region runs from base 31 to 5187 and encodes 1718 amino acids.
UACGCUGCAGCCCGUCUCAAUGCCGUGACAAUGGAGCUGAGCUGCACUGAAGUACCUCUUUAUGGGCAAGUGGCUAUAAAUGCAACAUUUGGCAAAGACAUUUACCUCCCCGAAGAUGCCGAGUUUUACUUUGUUUACAACGGAUCUGUGCAGAGACACAUAAUGUUUGCCGAGCGAGUUAGCGAUAAUGCUCUUCAGUCCAUUGUUCCAGGCCAUGGAUGCCAAGAAGCCGUUUCUGUCUCUGUGCUGAUGUAUACAAAGGGAUACUCAUCUGUGGUCCUUGGCACCUCUCCUGUCACUUACAGGGAGAAUCUGUCUUGCAAGUUAUCUCGGUUUCUGGUUAAUCACGUAGCUUGUGUCACUGCUGCUAGUCACAAGACUUUGCUUGAUAAGUUUCAACUAAGGAUAAAAGAUCUGCAGUCCCUGGAUAAUGACGUGAUGAUGGCCAUUGCUCAUGAGGAAUUGCCAUCAACGUGGAACAUCCUUGGAAACUACUCAGAAAGUGAACCUGAACACAAAGAAACUCUACUUCACCUUGCCAUGAAAUUGGGAUUGGUUAAACUUUCCCAGUUCUUAGUAGCCCAGCCUGGUGGGUCGUUGGCAUUAGCACUACCUAAUGAAGAUGGAGCAACACCACUAGAUCUGGCUUUACAAAAUGGGCACUCUGGGCUUGUUGAGGUCUUCACAAAUUCCCAGGGCAGUGGCUCGGCUGACAUUUCGAGAGCUGAGCUCAGUGAGGGUGCGUGCGUACGGUUUGUUCAUUCAUCAGGAACUCUGACACUGACAUUUAACCACACCGCAGAGCACUUCUUGGAGUCGGACAUUAAACUCUUCAGAAAAUACUUCUGGGACAGACCUCUCCUUUACAAGAGUAUUAAUUCAAACCGAAUUGAGACAGUGGAAGGUCCAAAAAUGCCCUGCAGUACAACAAGCUCUGUAGAAGGUCCUGCGAACUUGGCAUCUGAUGAAUUGUCCCAGGAUGAUGUGAAGCCUUUCAGAGAGUCUGUGGUUCCUUCUAAGGAGAACGAAGAUCAUGUGCUGUCGGGUGUAGAACAACGUCAUUCUACCUUUGAUGUUCUCAAGAAAUUCAAAACUCCACCUACAUUCUUUUCAGCAGCCAGGCUUUCUACCAUGCUGGAUGGAAAUGAUGAAGUAUAUACAAACUGCAUGGUCGUAGACCAAGUUGGAGAUUUGAAGAGUGACUACAUUCAUGGAGACAGUGUCAGCAAUGAGACGUGUCUGAAUCCCACCAACUCAACGCCGAUGGCCAAGAGCUCUUCAUCUCCCUCCCUUGAGGAAAAUGACCAAUGUAUAUAUGAUCCAAAUGAAAGAAGUCAAUUGUCGGUGAAAAAUGGAGAUAAUGCAGAUCUGAGACACAGGGCAGAUUCUUACCUACCAGUCAAGACUCACGGAUUUAUUAAGGAACGGGGCCAGCUUCAUGCUGAUGUGAAGAUAAGAAGUUCUAGUCUUGAUGACCUUGAAGUAGACAACAGAGCAGAAAGCGUUUCAGACAGAUCCCUCGUUCACUACCUUCCCCUCAGCUCUUCAGAGGCGACGGCUUCUCACAGAGAGGAAAUAGUUUCUUCUGAGACAAGCACUGAUUUUACCAUCAACCGGGCAGAAUCCCUUUCCUUAGCUACCAGUCUGCAGCCCAAGGAAUGCUUAUUGUCUGGAAUUCGGUCACGCUCCUAUUCCUGUUCCUCACCCAAGGGCCUGCUGGGAAGACCUUGCAUUCCCCGAGACUUUGCUGUUGGCGAUUCAAGUGAAGAUGGUGUGUUCAUGAACAGUGGUCGAUCCCUCCUUCAGGCUCUUUCACUCUCUAAGUCAGUGUCUCUGCUGCACCCCUGUAAGCGAGCCUACAGUUUGCCCGAGCAGUCCCGAGAGAAAAGGAUUCAGGAGGAGGAAUGGGAUAAAUACAUGGUACCUGCAAAAACAGAGUCGGAAAAAUGUAAAGUGAGUCGAACUUUCAGCUUCCUGAUGAACAGGAUGACUAGUACACGGAAUAAGUGCAAGACAAAAAAUAAAGAUGCCAAAGAUAAAGAGAAACUGAACAGACAUAAUUUUGUAAAUGGGACUUUCUCAGGAGUUAUCCCCUGCACAGCCUGUGAAAAGGCCCUCCUAGGAAAGGAGUCACUGCAGUGCUCUUAUUGCAACGUGAUUGUGCAUAAGAGCUGUAAGGAGUGUGCUCCUGUGUGCACCAAGAAAUCACAGGAGAGGUACAAUAAUAAAAACAAAUCACAAGUUGUUUCAACAAACUCCUCACUCGGAGACAUUUCCCAACCUGUGUUCUCCUUAGUGCAUCCUUCUUCCUCUCUGCCAAUCGGACUGUCUGCUGCAAGGAGGGAAGCCUCACAGCAAUCCCAUUCCUUGUCCAAAAGUGUUCCUGGUGCCAGUUUUGAAAGAAGAUCGAUGCCAUUUCCUGAGCAAGACUCUGAGACUAGCACCUGGAGAUCUAAGUCACGGUCUGAAGAGAUGUUGCAGGCCUUAGGAACCUAUUCAUCAAUGGAUUCUUUUAUGAUGGAAGAUGACGUGGAUUCCUCUCAGUGGACUGACCUUAGCACAGAGGCCCAAGAAUUUGAGGCAGAGUCCUGGAGUCUUAUUGUAGAUCCAGCCUUCUGCAGCAAACAAGAAAAGGAUGUUAUCAAAAGGCAGGAUGUGAUUUUUGAGCUGAUGCAAACAGAAGUGCAUCACAUCCACACCCUGUUCAUUAUGUCUGAAAUCUUCAGGAAAGGGAUGAAGGAAGAACUACAGCUGGACCACAGCACAGUGGACAAAAUAUUUCCCUGCUUAGAUGAGCUACUGGAGAUUCACAGGCAAUUCUUCUGCAGAAUGAAGGAGAGACGUCAGGAAUCAUAUGAGGAGGGGAGUGAACGUAAUUUUGUAAUCAGCAGAAUUGGAGACAUCCUUGUGCAACAGUUUUCAGAGGAAAAUGCAAGUAAAAUGAAGAAAAUAUAUGGAGAGUUUUGCAGCCAUCAAAAAGAAGCUGUUAAUCUCUUCAAAGAGUUGCAACAAAACAAGAAGUUCCAGAAUUUUAUUAAAUUGAGAAAUAGUAACCUGUUGGCUCGACGACGAGGAAUCCCCGAAUGCAUUCUGCUCGUCACCCAGCGAAUCACCAAAUACCCUGUUCUGGUUGAAAGGAUAUUGCAGUAUUCAAAAGAAGGAACAGAAGAACAUAAAGACUUACGCAAAGCCCUUCGACUAAUUAAGGAUAUGAUUGCAGCAGUAGAUUUGAAAGUUAAUGAAUAUGACAAAAGGCAAAAGUUGCUGGAAAUUCUUAGCAGAACUGAAAACAAAACAUGUACAAAGCUGAAAAAUGGCCAUAUUUUCAGGAAGCAGGACUUGAUGAGGAAAGAAAGGAUACUUCUUCAUGAAGGUUUAGUGUACUGGAAAACAGCUACUGGACGUUUCAAAGACAUUUUAGCUCUGCUUCUAACUGACAUGCUGCUGUUUUUACAAGAAAAAGACCAAAAAUAUGUCUUUGCAGCUGUUGACCAGAAGCCUUCAGUUAUCUCCCUUCAGAAGCUCAUAGUAAGAGAAGUAGCCAACGAAGAAAGGGGGAUGUUUCUGAUUAGCGCUUCAUCUGCAGGGCCUGAGAUGUAUGAGGUUCACACCAAUUCCAAAGAGGAACGUAACAGCUGGAUGAGACAUAUUCAAGAUGCAGUGGAAAGUUGUCCGGAAGAAGAAGAAGAAGGAAAAAUGAGUGAAUCUGAUGAGGACCGACGCAUCGCUGAGGCCAAAGCAUCUAGGAUUCAGAAGUGUCAAGAAUCAUUGAGUAACCAGGACCAGCAGAUCUGCAGUUAUUUGGAAGACAAGUUGCGUAUCUAUGCAGAACUGGGAGAUAUGAGUGGGUUUGAGGAUGUUCAUGUAGAACCUCACCUUCUUAUCAAACCUGAUUCUGGAGAAACUCCACAGGCUGCUUCACUGCUGGCAGCAGCCCUCAGGGAAGUUGAAAGUCUCCAGAGUGCUGUAAUAUUGUCAUCACAAGUGAGUGAAACAGAAAGAUCAUCAGAGGAAAGUACCGAAGAAUUAAGCUUGGAACACAGGCCUAAUGCUAAUGAAAUCUUGGAAACUUUUCCUGAUGAAAUGAAAGGAGGUGAAGAAUCACCUGAAGUCUGUCUCAGUGCUAGCCCUGUUGAAAAGGAAAUAGCAGUUGCCAGUCUUGAAGAUAAGGGUGGAAGUAUGAGUUUCCCAGGAUCUACAGGGACAGAGAUUGUACAAGCAAUCCAGAAUUUAACCCGUCUCUUGUACAGCAUACAGGCAGCAUUAACGAUCCAGGACAGCCACCGAGAGCUCCAUAAGUUACUCCUGCAAGAGAACGAGAAGACCGGUCGGGGUCACAGUUCUCGGGUAAACUUCCUCCAGGAACAAGAAAAAUAUCGGAAUAUGGGAAAACAAAGGGAGGAGCUGGCAAACAUACACAAGCUGAAGCAGCAGUUUCAGCAGGAGCAGCAGCGCUGGUCCCGGGAAUGCGAGCAGCGGCAGCGGGAGCAGGAGGCGAGGGAGAGCCGGCUGGGGCAGCGGGAGAGGGAAUGCGGCUGCCAAGAGGAGCUGCUCGAGCGGAGCCGCGAGGGCCUGGAGCUGCAGCUGCAGGAGUACCAGCAGAGCCUGCAAAGGCUCCAGGAGGGCCAGCAAAUGGUGGAGAAGGAAAAAAACAGUGUGAAAAUGCAGCAGAAGCUCCUCUGGCACUGGAAGCACAAUCGUCAAAGCAGCCUAUUUUCAUCCUCAGGGAACCACGAGAUAAUGGGACGUAAUUCUUCAGACAGCUUACAUGGUGAAAAUUCCUUCUACUUAAAUGAAGCUGUAGUACAUAUGUCUCUAAGCGGUCUCAACAGAUCAGAUUCUUCUCUAGUUUAUGAGGAUGGUGUGUAUGGGCUGAACAGCUCAAAUUCUGAUACAGCAAGGACUAGUGAAAAUCAGGUGCACCUCAAAAUGGACACUUCCUGUCAGCCAACACUGACCAAUGAACUCUGGAAAUCCUCUGGUCCCUAUCAGCAGGUGUCUUUCUCCUGCAAAAGCAACAAGGAUGCAUUUAAUAAUGAUCUAAAUGCAUCAGAAGCUCAAAAAGACAGUCCAAACCAUGGAUCCAUCCAUCCCCUGCGAGCAGAUGUGCUCUUGAACCACCAGCCGGAGAGCCAGCAGGAUGCAGAAAGUGAAGACAGAGUAGAGGAAAAUAUUGUUUACCUCUGAUGAUUUAUUUUCUAAUCUCAGUAGCACUUUGAAAUAUAACUAUGUUUGCUUUUCUAAAUGUAUGUAGUUGCUCUCUGUAUGACCAAAUGGCUUUAAGGAUAGUAUUUAAUAUUCAGUGCAAAAUUUGCCCCUGAUAAAUAUAACAAUUAAGUUAUUUUGAAACCUUUUUUUUUUAAUAAUCUUUAAUUUAUAACAUAAUUUCAAAUACUUCCCAAGAAGCAAUGGGAAGCAGGGGAAACAUAGCCUUUUGGAAUUGUAAAGAAACCACCAAAAGCUGUGACUGCUGGUAUUGAUUUUCUCUAGAGUCCUCUUUUUCAAAGGGCAAAUUCAGAAGUAUGAAUUUGCUCUCAGAUUUUGGCAUAUGGAUCAGUAACCUUCUAACAAUUGUGAUAUUACACAAAAAGACAGCAAGAAAAGAAUGAUGCCUAUAAUCUUUGUUCAAAUGCACUAUCUACCCUUAACUAGAGGGCUGUAACAGGUUGUUUUCCUUGUCACUUGGCUCAGACACUGCUCAGCAGAGGAUGCUUUUUAUGGUGUCAACAUUAAUUGCUAGCAAGUGUUUGUUCCUGUCCCAAGGCUUACCAUCCUUUUGAUGCUAUUACCAGUUUCUGUGCAGAGAUGCUGUAAGUCCGUUCAUUAUUGUAUUAUAACUGCACCUUAUUUCAGUAAGUGGCUGUACUUACAUUUGCAUUAAAAUAUACGAUGAAAUCUUCUCACUGCUCGAAAGAAAAAUGAGGGAAAAAAAUGUAUUCUCUUAGUUCAAUUGAAACUCAUUGAAAGUCUGCUCUUUUUCUCUGUUGGAGCUAGCUACUUUUUUGCUUUCAGGUUCAUGAGCCCAUCAGUGUGGUAGGUA